AUGGAGAAGGAUCUGGAGUACUGGAAAGGCAAGAAGGAAUCAUCUACACCAGCCAGCUCCGAACCAAGAUAUUUUCCAGCAAAAAAAACGGUAUCAUUGCUGGCUCUCAUACAGCUUAUGCUUGCCACCAGCCACUUCAUUGAAUCAACUGUUGUACUUCAUCGCAAUUUCCAUGAUUUUUAUGAUCAUGAAAGUCGGUGA
Messenger RNA from Gongylonema pulchrum, 201 nucleotides. NCBI's taxonomy places the organism in Eukaryota, Metazoa, Nematoda, Chromadorea, Rhabditida, Gongylonematidae. The record is from the annotation of a GenBank genome assembly.